Messenger RNA from Andrographis paniculata, 1499 nucleotides. RefSeq names its product sphingoid long-chain bases kinase 2, mitochondrial. The coding region runs from base 142 to 1206 and encodes 354 amino acids. The record is from RefSeq and is a predicted model, not a curated record. The transcript has 12 exons. Gene Ontology annotation, biological process: phosphorylation; phospholipid biosynthetic process; protein insertion into mitochondrial inner membrane. Gene Ontology annotation, molecular function: ATP binding; kinase activity. Lineage: Eukaryota; Viridiplantae; Streptophyta; Magnoliopsida; Lamiales; Acanthaceae. Gene Ontology annotation, cellular component: TIM22 mitochondrial import inner membrane insertion complex.
UGUGUCACUUUUCACAGUAUCAUUUUCCUUUAGGUCGUCGCCUGAUUUCGAACCCGUCUCCUUCCUUCCUUCCUUCCUGCUUUCACUCUCUCUUUCUCUCUCUCUCUCCCAAUAAAUACAAUACACGAUACGCACAUCGGAAUGAUUUUAUGGACUGCCGUGGCAAUUGCGCCAAUGGAUAAGCCCUCGAUCAUCCGCGCCGAGCACCCCUUGGCUCCAGAUCGCGCCGCUGACCGUCCUCACCUCACUGGCGCUUCCUCUCGCCACUGUAACCUCGUCUUCGUCGUCAAUCCCAGAGGAGCUAAUGGAAGUACGGGAAAGGAGUGGAAGAAACUCUUACCAUACCUGAGGUCUCGCCUCGGUUCGGAUUAUAAUAUAUGUGAAUCUUUAACUUCGGGACCUUCUCAUGCUAUUGACAUCACAAGAGAGGCUAUACGUGACGGUGCUGAUGCAGUGAUUGCUGUUGGAGGUGAUGGAACUCUUCACGAGGUGGUUAAUGGUUUUUUUUGGGCCGGGAAACCUGUUUCUAAUGAUUCUAAGAAUGGUGUCCAGACAACAGCUCUUGGUCUCAUUCCAUUGGGGACUGGUUCAGAUUUUGCUAGAACAUUUGGCUGGAAGAACGAUCCUCAUGAUGCAAUCGAACGUAUUGCUAAAGGGGUAAGAUCUCGCAUUGAUGUUGGAGUUAUCGGUGGAGAAGAUGAAUCUCAUUAUUUUAUAAAUGUUGCUGAUGUUCAUUUGAGUGCUAAGGCUGGUUAUUAUGCAUCAAGAUACAAAAAUUUUGGAAAUCUUUGUUAUGUUAUUGGUUCUUUGCAAGCGUUUUUUGGUCAUCGCAAUGUGGACCUUAGAAUAAAGAUUGAUGAUGGUGAUUGGGAAACUUACACCCAGGUGACGGCCCUUUGUGUUGGAAAUGCCAAAUAUUUUGGUGGUGGAAUGAAAAUUUCCCCGAAUGCUCACCCAUCAAGCAGAGACUUUGAGGUGGUUGUGCUUCAGGAUUUCAAGUGGUAUGAUUUUAUCCUGAAAUUGCACAAACUAUAUAAUGGUACACACUUAUCCGUGAAGAACGUUUCUUCAAGAAGGGCAUGUUCCAUCGAAAUCGAGGAGAUAGUUAGCAGCAACAGCAUAUUCGUCCAGUCAGAUGGAGAAUACCUCGGAUUCCUUCCAAGAAAGUUGAGAAUUUUACCGAGCGCAAUAGAGAUGAUAUGCUAACACAACACUCCCCCUCUCUUAAGAAUACAACCGGAAGUUAGUUGGUGCAGUUUAUUUCUGGCCCCUCAGCAACACAUCAAAGCAAUGACAAGAGGUUAGUUUUUAGACUAACUGAAAUUCGUCGAGGUUUCGACUUGCUUGCUUCUGUACUUUGUAUUGAUCUUUUGUAGCAUAAAAGUCAGCAGUAAAAUUUACAUGGCUAAGUGAGUGAAUUGAUCAGUAUUUUAAGUUGUUCUUUGUUCACUACUUGCAGUGAUACUUUUAAGAUUUAUUGAUUACUUUGUUUAAUUUAA